Molecule: messenger RNA, 2559 nt
Organism: Mugil cephalus (flathead mullet)
Lineage: Eukaryota; Metazoa; Chordata; Actinopteri; Mugiliformes; Mugilidae
Gene: phf10
Product: PHD finger protein 10
Exons: 12
Coding region: 101-1576 (491 amino acids)
Cellular component (GO): npBAF complex
Source: RefSeq, a predicted model, not a curated record
GUCUCCUAAACGUCCGGCAGUAACCGACACAGUUCGGUUCAACAGAAGAAGAAAAAGAAACAGACGCACGGCUAAUGAGAGUUAGCUUCUGGAGCUGAAUAUGGCUGCUGUGCUCCCCGUCAGACCGCCGUGCGAUAGCAACCCCGCUACUCCGGGAGCACAAUCCAUAAAGGAGGAUGUAAUAGAAGAAGAGUCCAAUGAUGGCAGCCAGCCUCCGAAGAGAAGGAGAAUGGGUUCAGGGGACAGCUCUCGAAGCUGUGACACCUCCAGUCAAGACCUUGGUCCCACAUAUUUUCCUGCUGAAAACCUGACAGAGUACAAGUGGCCCCCAGAUGACACAGGAGAGUACUACAUGCUGCAGGAGCAGGUUAGCGAGUAUUUGGGAGUCACAUCAUUCAAGAGGAAGUAUCCUGACAUGGAGAGGAGAGACUUGUCCCACAAAGAGAAGCUCUACCUUCGUGAACAGAACGUCAUCACUGAAACACAGUGCACUCUGGGUCUGACUGCUCUGCGGAGUGAUGAGGUGAUAGACCUGAUGAUAAAGGAGUAUCCCACCAAACACUCAGAGUAUUCAGUCAUACUGCAGGAGAGGGAGCGGCAGAGAAUAGCAAAGGAGUAUUCUCAAAUGCAGCAGCAGAACCCUCAAAAGGUGGAGGCCAGCAAGGUCCCUGAGUACAUUAAGAAAGCAGCAAAAAAAGCUGCGGAGUUCAACAGUAACUUCAACAGGGAACGUAUGGAAGAGAGGCGCGCUUACUUUGACCUCCAGACACACAUUAUCCAGGUGCCUCAGGGUAGGUUCAAGGUACUGGCUCCAGAGCUAACCCAAACAGGGCCUUACCCUGUGGCUCUCAUACCAGGACAGUUCCAGGACUACUACAAAAGGUACUCUCCCAACGAGCUGCGAUACUUGCCGCUGAACACAGCUCUGUUUGAGCCUCCACUGGAUCCAGAGCUCCCUGCACUGGACUCUGAGCCUGACUCAGACGAUGCAGAGGAUGGCAAGGAAGACAAGAAGAACAAGAACUCAUCUGACAGCUCUUCAGGCAACACAUCAGAUGUGGAAAGCCAGGAGGGAGGAGGUGGACAGGGCCACAAAUCCAAGGCCAAAGACAGGAUGUCAACGGGCAAAGACGGCAACCCUCGUCAUUCUGCCUCCCACAAAGCCACCCCAGGGUACAAGCCUAAGGUCAUUCCCAAUGCUAUAUGUGGCAUUUGCCAGAAGGGUAAAGAGGCCAACAGGAAAGGCAAACCAGAGGCUCUCAUUCACUGCUCCCAAUGUGAUAACAGCGGACACCCGUCCUGCUUGGACAUGAGCGAGGAGCUGGUGCGCGUGAUCCAGACGUACCGCUGGCAGUGCAUGGAGUGUAAGACGUGCACGGUGUGCCAGCAGCCCCACCACGAGGACGAGAUGAUGUUCUGUGACAAGUGCGACCGUGGGUACCACACAUUCUGCGUGGGCAUGGACUCCAUACCUACAGGUCUUUGGGUGUGUGAAGUUUGUGACAAAGAUUUCAACACACCCAAGAAGAAAGGAGGAACCAAAACCCCUAAGAAGUCCAAGUCUGCUCACAAAUGAUCAACAACUACAUUAACCAUAAAACCUUGACCAAAUUCUGCAGAAGUGUCCAAUAUUUAGCCAGUCACAGAAGCUGUAAAACAUCAGAUAAUUGAAAACGUGCUGUUGGAAAAUGAUAAUUGUAGAAGCCGAGUUUGUGGUGAGGUCAGGCUGAUUAUUUUACUAUUAUUUCACAUAUGUAAGCCAAACAUUUACUUUGUGUAUGUGAUUUUGCAGCUAAUGUUCAUCCAGAUUAGGCAUUCAUUUCAGAAGAUAAACUGUGUCAGACUCAUUCAUAAAUAUGAAUACAGCUAAUCUGUAAAAUAAAAUCCAACCGGAUGAACUGGACUAGACCCUUUGAACUAACCACUAACAAUAUCAGAACAUUCCAGCUUCAUGAAAGCGGUGGAUUUCUGACUUGAACGUUUCCACGGUGAUCAACUCUUCGCUGUGGAGUAGUUCCAGUUGAACUAAAUGGUGCUUUUAAUCCUGUCAUACUGAAACAAUCAUGGUUUACUAGAACUCGCUGAUGUAGUUCAGUUUCUUUCAGAAUUACUUUUUUUGUAUUUUGUAUUUUGUUACAGUUUGUGUUUAAUGAACUUUUAUUUAAUGAGGCAGGCAAGAGCAAUCUUAUUUAAGCUAGCAAUGACACGGUCCUUCUGAUCCUGUGUAGUGAGAUGUAAUGCACAUCAUGGCUGCUGGUGUUGACAGCUUUUGGGAGUCAGUCUUGAUCAUCUUAAAAGGAGUGUCUCAGCUCCUCACUGUCUCCUCACUGUUAUUGUUGUGCAAAAAUGGAACCACUUGUAAUUACACACUGAAUUGUAAUUACACUGAAACGUCGUUCACAUCGGUUUGAUUAUACUUGUUUGCGAUCAGCUGAAAAUAAUGUUCUCUGUCUAUUUUGUAUUGUCCUGCAAUAAACAGGUACGGAAAGGAAUAUUUGUUUCUGAAAAUGUCAUGGUCACUGAACUGUUUUUUUCAAUAAAAGCUACUUUGAAAAACUG